Dichomitus squalens LYAD-421 SS1 is the source of this 1395-nucleotide messenger RNA. RefSeq lists its product as uncharacterized. The record is from RefSeq and is a predicted model, not a curated record. Bases 383 to 1213 code for a protein of 276 amino acids. The transcript has a single exon. NCBI's taxonomy places the organism in Eukaryota, Fungi, Basidiomycota, Agaricomycetes, Polyporales, Polyporaceae.
GGCGCAUUUCGUUAAACAAAGCGGUGCCGUGGUCGGACGCUGUGCGAUGUGCACGUCUGAGCAUGGCGUCAUGCUUCGUCCAGGGCGGGGCGCACCACUCGCCGCGGCGCUGGCUGUGUAUGCGGGAGGGGGCUGAUCAGCAGAAGGCCAGGAAAGUUCGGUACACACGAGGUCGCACCCCGAGUCAGUGUAUCAAUGUAUGCGCAGCCGGGAGAGGAAGUUCUUAGGUCACGUUCACGGAACUAUAUAAACCUCGAAAAGGCAGGGUGCUUCUCCUUGCUUUCCUAUCCCCAACGACCACUCAGCCUCCCCGUUUCUCUCCUCCUAUAUACUGUACGAUCGCAUUCCGACGUUGUCCAAUACCCCUCGGUACUCCUCCACAAUGGAUAGGACAGCAAAGAAGGUCCGCUUCGCGAACGUCCCUCCACGCACACCGUCCCCCGCGUCCUCAACAGUGUCUUGGGAUUCGUCGUCUCCAGGUCCCUCUACUCCUCCACAAUUUCCCUCCGCGCAAUGUCCUCCAAAGAUCGUGCGGCCCCCUGAGUAUCCUUCGUGGCAGCGGCGUCUCUCUCCACCCGUAGUACCUCAUCCGCUCAGUUACCCCACACUCGUCGUUACAUCGCCCGACGACGGUCCUGUUAUUGAUCCAUUGCUGGCGGCACCCAUCCGCUCAUCUCACCCGCCUUCGCUACACUGGGAUGUUAUGGACCACCCGAAUGCCAUAAAGCCGGGCACUGCGGGCUCACAGUGGAAGCGGGAGCUCGCGCAGGACGACCUCGCGAGAUGUGCAGUACGCGGUAGUGCCAAAGGAAGCCCUUUGCUCCUUAGGAGGAUGGUCCUCACGUUUCCCGGACUGCCUGUCCGCGUCGAGAUCACCCCAGCCGAGGAUCCCGUGUGGACAUCCAGGCCACUUCCGUACCUGACCUUCGCGGACGUGCUAUACGGCCUUUACAGGGCUCUGCGGACGUCCGUUGAGCCGCGCGAGUUUGACGAGCUCGAGCCAACGCACCGCGAGUCGCUGAGACGGGCGUUCGAGAAGAGGCUGCGCAACGACCCUAAAAGCUACGAGAAGAAUGUCCAGCACGGCAUAAGACGGAUCGACUAUUUGGGAGAUAGGCGUUUGCUUGUUGGCUUGCGUCAAGCCAGCAGUGCAGAGAUGUCUCCCACCGGGAGACAAGGCGAGGUCUUCGUCGUGCAGCUCGCUCCAGUCUGAUAGGCUCCCCGCUGUGCUAAUAGUCUUCUGGGGAUGACUUUUACCACACAAAUAUACCCUAUCUCAUAUGUAUUAUACUGUACGCUCACGGUCUGUGAUGGUUGCGUGUGUAGUACUACUGGCAUUCCUGGCCUUGUUCGCCGUCUGCCAGCGGUUCUAUCGGACAAAUUUCAUGGUAUAUA